ACUUUGUUCGUUGCUUUAAGAGCAGCGAACAAAAAAUAAUACUUCAAGUUCAGUUUUUGCUUGAAAAUGUUUGUUUUAGGCUACUUGACAAAAAAUUACGGCUGACUCUCUGAAGCCAUGGAAAAAGAAAAGAUGAAAAAGCGUUCAAACGCGGCAGACAGUCUAGAUACGGAAGGGAACAAAAUAAGAAAAGUUUCGAACUCUGUGAACUCUUCUAAGCAAGGAAAUGAGAAAUUGAGACCAAAUGACGUCAUGAAAUCAGCGGAGAAGAGAAGCUCGCUCGAUGUUUUGUUAGAGGGAAUGACGAAUGUUGAACUCGGAGAAGACUUGGAGACGCUGAUUACAAGGUCGAGGUUAAGGAGAAGAAAUGAGGAAUACGUAGAAUCUGCCUCAACCAGUCGCGACAGUUUCUCACCAAUCGGAAAAGUUACUAUCGCUCCGAAACCGCCUGUUGCCAUGGAUGAUGCCAUAGAAUCAGAUGCCGAUGCAAGUGACGCAGAAUCUGAGUUUUGUCCUGCUUGGUCAAGUUCUCCCGGAAGCAGUUCGACGAGUCUCGAUGACAUCGAAGAUGACAUGGGUAGUGACGUCAUCUAUGACAGAGAAGGAGCGUAUUUCCUUCCGGAGAGUGAGAUUGAUUUCACGAUGGAGAAUUCAGAUGAUGACGGAAGUCUGCAGUUUGCAGAUAUACAAGAGUAUGAAGAUAUAAAGAGAAUUCUCUCCAAGAAAUCAGCGUUUUCUGACGUCACGAACCUCCCGAUUCCUGCGGCCGGAAACGAAAAAGAAAGAACUAUGUCGUCACAAACAACAAGCUCAGAUGGGCGGAACAGUCCUGUCGCAAAAUUCAAGCCGCAAGCGAUCAGGAGAGUUAAGAGCAUGAUAUAUGAGGUUGCGAUGGAUAAUGAGAUUGAUGCGGGACAACGGUCCAAGGUUCUAUUACGUAAGCAUGCUCGCGACGUUACACCUUCACAAAUAUCGAUGUCGCCUUCACCAUUGCUGUCUGCGGAAGAUGCCGGAUCACUGAAGCGUUCGCCUUCUCAAGUCAGUUGUUGCAAGUUCAGUUUGAAACGUUCCCGAUCAAACCUGACGGUCGCUGAGAACUACAUCAAGAGGCAUCCCAUAUUUGAGGGUGACGUCAUCCACGAAGAAAGCGAUGAUGACGUUAGCAGUGACGCAGGAAUUGAAAUGAAAAUUGAGACUGAUGGAGAAGUGACAUCACGGAAUAGCGACGUAUAACUCUGCUUCUUAAUUAUAUAUUUAUGCUGCGGGUCCGCGAAAUAAUAAAAACUCAUUUAAUUAC
Styela clava is the source of this 1297-nucleotide messenger RNA. RefSeq lists its product as uncharacterized. The record is from RefSeq and is a predicted model, not a curated record. NCBI's taxonomy places the organism in Eukaryota, Metazoa, Chordata, Ascidiacea, Stolidobranchia, Styelidae.